Linum tenue is the source of this 879-nucleotide messenger RNA. Lineage: Eukaryota; Viridiplantae; Streptophyta; Magnoliopsida; Malpighiales; Linaceae. The record is from the annotation of a GenBank genome assembly.
AUGCAGAUGGGGCGUGGCCGUGGUGCUAUAUGGGAAGAGGUCAAGGAAGGGGAAUGGGGAGAGGGAGUGGAUAUUACGGCGGUGGAAGGGGACGGCAGAGAGAUCAACUUGCUGCUGCUGCUGACGAUUCUGAAGGCGAGGACUUUCUUCCUGGAAACAAAGCUGACGAUUGAGCUUGAGGAAGAAUACCUCAUGGGAGAAUUUGAUCUGAAGCCAGACAUUGACGAGAAACCACCAAUGCCCUUGCGGGAUAUGUUGGAGAAAGUGAAACCAUUCUUAAUGUCCUAUGAAGGAAUCCAGAGUCAAGAGGAAUGGGAGGAGGCGGUUGAAGAAACAAUGAAGAAUGUGCCACUAUUGAAAAAGAUAGUUGAGCACUACAGUGGACCUGAUAGGGUAACAGCAAAACAACAGCAACAAGAGCUGGAAAGAGUUGCAGAAACCAUUCCUGCUGCUGCUCCUCCUUCUGCGAAACGUUUCGCUGAUCGAGCGGUUCUUUCUCUUUCAGAGCAAUCCCGGGUGGAGAUUCGACAAGAAGUGCCAGUUUAUGGACAAGCUAGUAAUGGAAGCAUCGAAGAGUUAUCGAUGAUUAUUAUUUAUUAGUACGGUUGUUGCAACUUGCAACAGCAAUUCUGGGCGGGAGCUCGUUUGUCAUCAUUUUCUGAUAUUGUUCCGUUUUCGGUUUUCUUCUGAAUUUUGUUCAACUUUUUUCUGAUAGAACCCCAAGAAUUAUAGAUUUUAGGACUCUUGGAGUACCUAAAAAGAGGAACCUUGCUGGAAGGGGAUGAGAAAAGGAAGGGAAAGAAAUAGUCUCUAUAACCACAAGUUUCACAUAGUUGUAACCACAAUUCUCGAAAUAUAGUCGUGGUUAUGAUCGCACCC